Molecule: messenger RNA, 1560 nt
Organism: Alternaria arbusti
Lineage: Eukaryota; Fungi; Ascomycota; Dothideomycetes; Pleosporales; Pleosporaceae
Exons: 3
Coding region: 1-1560 (519 amino acids)
Source: RefSeq, a predicted model, not a curated record
AUGGACACGUUGACUGUCGAUCAACGAAACCCAGUUGAAGUCUCAGAGAUCGUGGAUGUCAUUCCCGAUAUCUUCAGGAUGGCCAGAAAGACGAUUGCAGUCAAAGAGUGCGACGGAUUGUAUGAUUGCUGCAUUGCUGCGGUUGCUGGUUUCGAAACCGCGGACGAGUUUGCCAGCAAAUUUAAUGAUCACAGCAUUGCGCACACUCACUAUGUCUGCGCAGAGUCGUACCUCCAGAGAUUAUGGACGCUGCAGGAGUGCUUACUCUCUCAUACGAUUGAAUUUGUGGUUGGAAGCGACAACCAACCCAAGAAGCUCGCGGUGCGGGAACAGGCUCUCGGCGACAGUGAUUUCUAUCGACACCAGACGGAUGUUGGGACUAUCGCGCUGAACCUCAAGAAGCUAGCCUACUCUUUCUGCGGUUCUCAGAGCAACACCUUCAUAGACGAGUUCACUCGAUCGAUGCUUGAUCCCAUAUGCACAGAUCCCACAGACGGUUGGCUACCAAGCCAAUAUCUUCCCAGUCCGACGACGCUCGGCGAUUUCCUGAAACUGAUAGGAAAUCGCGUACCCAAAGCUUCCAAUGCUACUUCACCGCACGUGCACAUCACAUCGGAUGUGCAGAUUAUGGAACUAGAAAGCGAAUGCUUGCCAGACAUUCUCAUCGCCAGGCUAGAAGCUUGUUUCGAACAGUCACGAACACCAUGGCUUGAGUCUUACACAAGUGGUGAGCUUCCAAAACUCGGGAAAUAUCCUAGUCAUCGUUGGACGGUCAAUCACGCUGAUGCCGCGAGGUGCGGUUGGGUUCCCAUUAACCCAGAGUAUGCAGCACAAGUGUACGACGAUGGCGAUCAUACUUGGACGAGAACCGACCCCAGACUAGAAUUCGAGGAAGGCGAUUGUUUAGUGGACAUCAGUAGCCUAGACGAGACUGAGCUAGAGGCCAGCAUGGAUGAGGCUGGUGAAUACGUACCACUCUUUGCGCAGGCCAGGAGAAUCCUUGUCCGUAUGUGGUUCGCAUAUGAGGGGCAAAGCCGCCCUGGAGCCCAGCAAGAAGAGUGGGCAGACUUCAAGCGGUCUAUGCAAGAUCUCUGGUCAACACCACUACUACAUACCGUACUCCUCCUAGCUGGUAUGGUGAACUGUCGCAUCCCAUUGUCCGCCGCAGCAUGGGUCAACAAGCUCUUCAUCCCCGUCUAUAUUCGCCACAACGAAGAUCUUCUUUCCGUCGGUCUCUUGGCAAAGCACGCACGUCAGCCUAAGCAACAGCGAAAACACCCUUUUCGUCUACUAUGCGUUGGUCAACACCUGCCUUCGCCCCACGAGAAGGCUUUCGGAAAUGACUUGUUUCUCGUAGAUUCGGAAACCAAGGUGCCGGUUGGCUUGGCCCCCGAUAUGUUCCAUGAAAGAUACUCGGAUGAGGCAUCCGUAAGAGUCGCAAUUUCUUUGUAUAAUGGCUAUUUUACGGAUUUAGGAGACAACAAAGUAGACAUCGGCCCCCGUCUGCUCUCUGAUGAGCCGUCUGUCCCUAGGGAGGCUUAUAUCGUGGGUCCUCAGUAG